ACCUUAAAGGAACCGCGGCCUGUUAGCAGACCAGAGGGUGACCCGGAUGAUGGCGGCCGGCGCCGCGCUAGCCUUGACCCUAUGGCUACUAGUGCCGCCAAUUGGUGUGGCAGAGGCGGGACCUCCGCCGAUUCAGGACGGGGAGUUCACGUUCUUGUUGCCCGCCGGGAAGAAGCAAUGUUUCUACCAGUCUGCGCCUGCUAAUGCAAGCCUUGAAACCGAGUACCAGGUGAUCGGAGGCGCGGGGCUGGACGUGGACUUCACGCUGGAGAGCCCUCAGGGAGCGCUGCUGGUCAGCGAGGCCCGCAAGGCUGAUGGGGUGCACACGGUGGAGCCUACGGAGGCUGGGGACUACAGGUUAUGCUUUGACAACUCCUUCAGUACGAUCUCGGAGAAACUGGUGUUCUUCGAGCUCAUCUUUGACAGUUUACAAGACGACGAGGAGGUGGAAGGCUGGGCAGAAGCGGUGGAACCUGAAGAAAUGUUGGAUGUCAAGAUGGAGGAUAUCAAGGAGUCCAUCGAGACCAUGAGGACCAGACUGGAGCGGAGCAUCCAGGUGCUGACUCUGCUGCGGGCCUUCGAGGCGCGGGAUCGGAACCUGCAGGAGGGCAACCUGGAGCGCGUCAACUUCUGGUCAGCCGUCAACAUGGCCGUGCUGCUGCUGGUGGCCGUACUCCAAGUGUGCACGCUUAAACGCUUCUUCCAAGACAAGCAUCCUGUGCCCACGUAGCCCCCCGCCCCGGAGGAUGAAGGACAAAGCCAAGGGGGCAACAGGCAGGUGGCACUAGGUGUCCCUUCCUUAGUUUACCGCAGGAGGAGCUGUGCAUUUGGGGGGAGGGGCGGGUUGUAGGCAUGGCCCUUCCUGGACAGGGCAGGUCCCCCCGCCCCCCGGGGCCAGGGCUGCAUGAUGGGAGUGGCAGUGUGGUAGUUUAGUGGAGCUAAAGAGGCUCAUGGACUUUUCCAGCCUGGGGUUAGCCUCGAACUGUGAUCCUCACAUCUCAGCCUCCUGAGUAGCUAGGAUGACGGUGUGAGCCCCUGGUUGCCCAGCGUGGGGGGGGGCGGGGGAUCUCUUUUUGAAAAUGUGCCUUAGCUUAAGUCUUCCAGUGGAUGAAUUGCCAAAAGUCUUCCCUCCCUGCCCUCCCCCCACUCCCCAAGCCCGGCCAGCGUGGAGCAGGGCCUGCUGCGCAUGCGCGCCGGGCCCCACCUCCAGGCACCUCCCAGCUCUCCUAGGCUGGGGCAAGACCAGUGGCCACCACGUUCUUUCCGCCAGGAGUCACUUUAUUCCACGGAAAGGGGCCCUGCGCCUGGCCUGGUGUGUGUGUAUGGGGGGGAGAGUCUGGUAACAGAACACCAGGAGGAGGGCAGGACCACCCCCUCUUCCUGCAGGGGCCCCACAUGGGGUUGAUGGGGGUGGGGGGCUCAAAGAACAAAGGGGCGUCCAGCCCCCCCCCUACUGGAGUCAAUAAAUUAUGGUCAGAAAAUCA
Dipodomys ordii (Ord's kangaroo rat) is the source of this 1484-nucleotide messenger RNA. It is a transcript of the gene Tmed1, whose product is annotated as transmembrane emp24 protein transport domain containing 1. Gene Ontology annotation, biological process: endoplasmic reticulum to Golgi vesicle-mediated transport; Golgi organization; intracellular protein transport. The transcript is spliced from 4 exons. Gene Ontology annotation, cellular component: endoplasmic reticulum; Golgi apparatus; COPII-coated ER to Golgi transport vesicle. The record is from RefSeq and is a predicted model, not a curated record. Bases 47 to 730 code for a protein of 227 amino acids. Lineage: Eukaryota; Metazoa; Chordata; Mammalia; Rodentia; Heteromyidae.